UUAAACACCAUCAAAUUGGCUCCCCCCACAAAUAUCAAUUACAAUAUGGCUGUCAUGACCGAUCAUGACAGAACUCACAAUCUGGAGCUGAAAGCACCCAGCAUUACCAAAGAUGGCAAUGAUGCUGGCACCAUUGCCGAAUUCUUUGCCCAUAAAAAUAUUUUCGUUACCGGUGGUACCGGUUUCUUGGGCACCGUCCUUAUCGAGGCCUUGUUGGAUGCCACACCGGAUAUAGGCACCAUUUAUUUGUUGGUGCGCGGCAAAAAGAAUUGGGAUCCAAAUCAGCGUGUCAAGAAGUUACUAACCAAACCGAUUUUUGAAAAAUACGAUGAGAAAACAUUGGCCAAGGUGAAGCCUGUCGUCGGUGAAUUAUCGGAAGAGAAUUUCAAUUUUGAUGAUGACAUUUUGCAAGAACUGAUUGACAAUGUGAAUAUUAUCUAUCACAGUGCCGCUACCAUUCGCUUCCGUUCACCACUAAGAACGGCAAUUAAAACUAAUUUAACCGGUACUAUGCGUACCAUUGAAUUGGCUAAGAGAUUGAAAAACCUGUCCGCAUACAUUUAUUGUUCGACCGCCUUCUGUAACAGCAAUAAUCGUGGUCUCAUCUUGGAGGAGGUAUAUAAAUCGAAAUGUGAUCCCUAUGAAAUGAUGAAAAUGGCCGAAGAUGAUUCGAUGUGGGAAAAUUUCACCGAAGAACAAACUGUCAAAUAUACCAAUGAUCAUCCUAAUACAUAUACGUUUACGAAAAACUUGUCGGAGAAUUUGCUUAUGGCUGAGAUGAAAAAUAUGCCAGUGGCCAUUGUAAGGCCAUCAAUUGUUUAUGGCACCUGGGAGAAACCCUGUUCCGGUUGGGUGGGCAAUGCCAACUCCGGCCAUUUGGGCUUCUUGGCCGGUUUCAUUAAGGGCAUUUUCCGCACCAUGAAGGGUCGCGCCUCAGCUGUCAUCGACAUUAUACCCUGUGAUUAUGUUAUCAACUCCUCACUGGUCAUGGGUUGGUAUGUGGGUACGCGUAAAAUUGAACAACCCGAAGUUAUCCAUUGCACAUCGGGUGAAGUGAAUCCCCUCACCUUAUCGGAAUUCUGUGAUAUCAUCAAUAAAAAUGUACAAAAACAUCCCCCCAAUAGUUUUGUGUGGAAACCCAAGGCUAUUUUGCGUAAUGGUUGGCGUUAUAAUCUCUUCUUCUAUUUGUUCCAUAUGUUACCCGCUAUGGUCUAUUCCAUACCGGAGAAAUUGUUUUCCGUUGGCAUGCCACAGCAUACUGUCUAUGAAUAUAUGCGCGUCUUUUAUCGUGGUGGCAAAGCUUUCGAUUAUUUCUUGGACAAGAAUUUCCGUUACGAUUUGAAAAAUGCUCUGCGUAUUAUGAGUGUGGUGCACGAAAAGGAUCGUCAACGUUACAAUUUCGAUUCUAGUCGUUGUGAUUGGACAGAGUUUUUGGCCCGAGUUAUUAUCGGUAUUCGUCGUUUCUAUUUCAGGGAAUCGGCAGAGACCACCACCUGGCAUAGGAUAUAUUGGAAAGUAUUUGAUUUCCUUUACUAUGCUGGCUUCGUUGUCUUGUUCUUGAUAUUCUUUGCCAUAUUUGGUCUAUUGAGUGGCAUUAAAAUUGGAUUGGUGUUGGCCCUGUUAGUGUGGGGCUUUUUGGUUUGGUUAUAAGUU
This is a messenger RNA of Musca vetustissima, 1653 nucleotides long. Its product is annotated as putative fatty acyl-CoA reductase CG8303. The annotation marks the transcript as partial. Gene Ontology annotation, cellular component: peroxisome. Gene Ontology annotation, molecular function: alcohol-forming very long-chain fatty acyl-CoA reductase (NADP+) activity. The transcript is spliced from 5 exons. Lineage: Eukaryota; Metazoa; Arthropoda; Insecta; Diptera; Muscidae. Gene Ontology annotation, biological process: long-chain fatty-acyl-CoA metabolic process. The record is from RefSeq and is a predicted model, not a curated record.